This is a messenger RNA of Closterium sp. Yama58-4, 1452 nucleotides long. Lineage: Eukaryota; Viridiplantae; Streptophyta; Zygnematophyceae; Desmidiales; Closteriaceae. The record is from the annotation of a GenBank genome assembly.
AUGAUGGCCGCGAUGAACGCUAGUGCUGCCGGUGUGGAGGCAGAAAUGGCCGUGCAAGAAUGUUUAGAAAAGUUUGCCGGAAAUUUUCAAGGAGGAAAGGAUCGGACGAUUGGGCGACCGGAGUCCUUGGUGACUGGACGUGCGAGUGCCAUUGGAGGGUUGGUCUACGCGUUCCCAUCAAAUGUGGCCAACGGCACGACACGAAGCAGCGCUUCCCGGUUUGGCCAUGGGGGUGCACGUCGCGGGGCUGCGUAUUCAGAGUUGCUGCAGAAAGGUGGAGAGACAGCCACGACACCCACGCUAGUUGUUGAGGAUGAGAGCGAGGAGCCUGAGGAGCGUCAUCAUGUGGUCAUUGACAUUGACCCGGAUGCACCCGUGGCUGUUGGUGAUGUCCCCUCGGCCGUCGAGCACGAGGAUGUCGAUGGGCAUGGCGCGCCUCCAGCAUGCGCCCCUAGGACCACCCCAGAGAAUGAUGAGGAUCAAGCUCAUGCAGGGGACGCGCCAGGGUACAAGAUUCACAUGAGACCUCACCCGGACGGUGGCCAGCCCAACCGUCCCUUUCUGGCGACGAGGUCGACCUGCGACGCAGUCCCCUCGGGCAAACAGGCGGGCGCAGCUUGGGAGGAGAACGAUUCGCCAGAGCAACCUCGUCGGUGGGUGGAAAGGCAACCACGCAGUCCGAAGAGGAGUGGAGACUCGUUGCAAGAUGAGGAGGGGGAGGGUUCGGACAGGGUGUUAGAGGAGGUCUCGGUGGCGCAAAUAUUUAGCAUACACUUUCAUCAUGUGAUGGCACGGUGUGCCGCUCGUUUCAGAGCGAACCGUCCCAUGACACCUGAGGAGGUUGCCGAGGAGAUUGGAGUUGCAGCUGAUCAUUGGGCGGGUGAUCAUUCGCGCUGCAGUCGGGGAUAUGAGAGAUCAAGAUGUGUGACGGAUAAGUGGGGCAAAGAGAGCGCAUUAUACGAGUAUGGUUCACGAAUGCAUCUUGCUUUCAGGCAGUGGCUUAGCGAAAGCGCAAAGGAGAUGCGACCAUAUGUGCAUGGGGCUUGCAACUGGAUGAAUGAAUCUUUCCAUUCUCUGAUAUGCAAGUAUGCUCCAAAGCGCAUACUGUUUUGUGGAAGCAUGAGAGCCCGAGCUGGGCUAACUGUGCUGCAUUGGAACCAGGGUUUGGAAAGGGAAGUGCGAGCAACCAAAAUCAGGAUACGCCGUGCUACUCGGGUCUGGCGAGGCAAACGCUCCAGGAUCUUAGGCCCGAUGGAUUGGAGCUGGGUCGAUGACAUCAUGAGGGAUUGGGAUUGUAUGUCGUCUGAUGUUGCAGAGGAGGGGGGACCUAGGGAUACUGCCGUCACUGCUCCAUCCACGCCGGAACCGCCCACCAAGAGACAGCGUAACACCAAUGAAGGAACCACUGCAUAUCGACGUACCCUGUUUGGAGACGUCUCAAGCGUCCGAUAG